This is a messenger RNA of Capsicum annuum, 1026 nucleotides long. RefSeq lists its product as uncharacterized. The transcript has 3 exons. Lineage: Eukaryota; Viridiplantae; Streptophyta; Magnoliopsida; Solanales; Solanaceae. The record is from RefSeq and is a predicted model, not a curated record. The coding region runs from base 1 to 1026 and encodes 341 amino acids.
AUGUCUACUAUCAAAACUCUUGUGGUUGUUGCGGUUAAACAUCAUUGGUCUUUAUUUCAAGUUGAUGUUAACAAUGUUUUUCUCCAUGAAUAUUUGGAUGAAGACUUGUACAUGAAACUUCCCCCAGGGCUUACUGUUUCUAAUUCUUCUAUCCCUAUGGGAUCUGGUGAUUCUCUUGUCAUAUUGGUUGUCUAUGUUGAUGAUAUUGUUUUAAUUGGCACUGAUCUCAAAGAAAUUGAUGAUCUCAAAUUAUUCCUACAUGAUCAAUUUAAGAUCAAGGAUUUGGGUUUACUGCAUUACUUUUUGGGCAUUGAGGUUUUGUACUGUGAUUCUGGUGUUCUUCUACAUCAGACUAAAUUUGUUCAUGAUUUACUUGUUGAUUAUCAUUGUGAUGUAUCUUCUCCUGUGUUUUGUCCUCAGGAACUCCAUCGCAAAUUGACUGUUGAUAUGGGUGACCCUUUGGCUCAACCUGAGGUUUAUUGUAGCCUGGCUGCCUUACACCUUUUGCGUUACCUCAAGGGUUCCCCUGGGCUUGGCUUAUUCUUUAAUAAUUCUGCUCACUUCUCUUUACAAGUUUUUUGUGACAGUGAUUGGGCCUUUUGCCCAGAUAGUCUCCGCUCAGUCACUGGGUUUUGCAUUUUACUUGGAGGCAAUUUAAUCACCUGGAAGUCCAAAAAGCAACCCGUGGUGUCCCUUUCAUCUGCUGAAUCUGAGUAUCGCUCAUUGAGUAAAGUUGUGGGUGAACUAACUUGGCUUUCCCACUUUCUUUCUGACUUUGGGAUGCACUCUUCUUUACCAGUUCCAGUGUUUUGUGACAGCAGGUCCGUUAUUCAUAUCGCCAAGAAUCUUGUCUUCCAUAAGUGCACUAAGCACAUCGAGUUGGAUUGCCACUUUGUCUGGGCUAAACUUGUUGCUGGCUUGAUCACUUUACAUCUCAAAUGGCUGACAUCUUCACGAAGACUCUACCUGGUGCAGCUCACCACCUUCAUCUUCGCAAGUUGGGAGUUCUCUCACCCUCCAACUUGA